AGGCAGUAGUAUGGGCGUUGACAGCAUGAAGUUGCACACAUUUGUACGAGAUGACAUGCCUCGAGUCUGUUGCAAAUGCGUGUAUUUAAUGGUGAUUUUGCUUGCGGUGUUUACCUGGAUUCAUGCCAUGGAACUACCGAUAUGUGAGCAGUACCACGCCUUCAACUCGGAUACAGUAAGCUGUGAACCAUGCAGUUUCUGUUGUGAGGUUAUCCGAGACGGGCAUCAGACUACACUAACAGCAGAAGAACAAUGCAAAACCCUCGUCGAUGGACAAUAUCUUUAUGCGUGUUUUGAUAGUGGGGAUAAACAUGCUUGCCCCAACCCGUCUUAUACUUUCCCGCCACCCGAUACAACUUCGAACUCAUCAGAUUGCUCGGCUUUUUCUGAUAACAACAACGGCACAUGCGAUCAUAUUACGGUUACAUGGAUCGUAUGUGCGGCUGUCGUUGUUGUUGUUGUAGCCGUCAUAUUGGGAAUCUUACGAAAAUACUUCAAUCGAGGUGUUAUUAGAAGAAUAAGAGAAAUAUGCUCUGCCAUUGCCCCCAACGCUCGUAAAAACAAGGAUGUCUUGGAGCUGUUAGAACUCAAGUCAGAUGAAAACUGCAGCUCAGCACAAGGUGGAGCCCAGCCUGUGCGCGUACCCAUAGAAGAUACCAACGAACCAGGCAGCCCAGGAACCGCGCCCUCACACAUGGAUCAAAACAACCCGGACACAUUGCUUGAAGACGCCGAAAAAUCACGCGAAAAGCAUGAUGGUGAUCGGAUAUGGAUGUAGUUUUAGACUUUUAGUAACUUAGUGUGAGUGGUGUGACAGGAAUGGUAGUCCUGGGAAUGGAAGUCUGGGGUCCUGUAUGAUUAGUAAAGGUUAGGGUUAUAGUUGGAAUAGUAGGGUUAGUAUAUGGAACGAAUGUCUCCCGCACGAAGUAAUGGAAAACGGACUACGGUUCCUAGCGGAUUACCAUUUCUGUGUUUUAUCUUUAAAGUGGAUACAGUUCACUACUUUCAUCCAAGGAAUGAGAGUUUAACGAUCCCUCUAUACGUUUUUUACUAACCAGUAUUACAUUUGGCACUGGUACUUAUGCACGCGUGCACUUGUUUAAACUUGCUAUUUUAGUAGAUUGCAAAAAUCAGUGUGAUGAAAUUAUUUAAUUUAAAUACUGCAAUGCAAUGGUAUAAAAUUUUCAGUGUAUUAUGAAAAAAAAUUUCUAACUUAGGACAGUAGAUUUGUAAACCAUUAUACAUUUCCUUAGAACUCGUGACUCUGUGAACCAUGCAUUCACUAAGAACAAAAAUUUAUUAGAUGACAUGGCACACACGUCGCAAUAAAUGUCUCUGGGGUCACAUGACUUUAACUGAUCAAUUCAAAAGUAAGCUAUUUUGUCCACGUUAUACAUGUAAUUCUAAUUAAAAUGUGAAUAUAAGUGAUGAUAUGGAGAUAGGGAUCUGUGAUCAAGACGACAUCAUCAAAAUAAACGAGGUAGUGACAAGGCAAUUAAAGGGACGAUAAGUUUAUGGAAGGGUUAUAUGGUUAUAUGAGUGAAGUUAUUAGUUUACUUAUAUUGUUUUGUUGUAACACCUAUGUCCCCUAGAUAUGUUCAAUGUAGAAUGUUUAUGCCUAGCCUUGUCUUUUGUGAUGGUUUAAUUUUAAAGUGUUCAGGAACAAUGUGACUGCUAGUGGUUUAUUUUUGAUUUUUUAAAUUCAUUUUGAUUACAUUUUUAUACUAUUGGAGAUGGCCAAAGGUGUCGAAUUUCCUCAUAUUUGUACUCUUAUUUCUGAUUUUAAUGGUGUAACAUAUGUCUGAAAUGGUCUAGAUGUCUAGAUAAAUUAUAUGGUCUUAAUCAUAAUAGAACCUGUCUUAACAAUGACUGACUGUGCAUUUUUAAAAAUCCUAAAAGAUCAC
Lingula anatina is the source of this 1904-nucleotide messenger RNA. RefSeq lists its product as uncharacterized. NCBI's taxonomy places the organism in Eukaryota, Metazoa, Brachiopoda, Lingulata, Lingulida, Lingulidae. The record is from RefSeq and is a predicted model, not a curated record.